Molecule: messenger RNA, 844 nt
Organism: Lingula anatina
Lineage: Eukaryota; Metazoa; Brachiopoda; Lingulata; Lingulida; Lingulidae
Biological process (GO): mitochondrial respiratory chain complex IV assembly
Cellular component (GO): mitochondrion
Source: RefSeq, a predicted model, not a curated record
AGGCGCACACUGUGUGCGCAAAACCAAACUGUUUUUGUAAGAUCUGAGGAGACCAAAGUUUGCACGUUCUCGUUCAAUGAUUGAAGAAAAUGGGUUUGCAUCUUGAGGUUGGAAAGGCUUUUCUGUAUUUGCUGACACCUGUUGGUAUAUACUGGUAUGUCAACACAAACAAAUCGUAUGAAAUUGCAGAACAAAUAACAGAAAAAUUGAUGGGAGAUGAUUUGAAAAAGAGUUCCUUACCUCAAGGUAAACCAGACAACAGGACUGCACAGGAGAUUCUGGAAGAGUAUUACAACCUAAAGCUUCAGAACAAGUUGCCUGUAGAAGAUGAAGGACCUACAUUUGGUCAAAGAUUAAAAGAGUGUGUAGAGUUGGUUAACCCCUUUGCAAAGAGAAAAUAAAAUGAAAAGUUCAGUAUUACAGCAUGUUAUGUCAAAAACAUUUUAUUUCUGUUGGUGCAUGUGGUGGGUAUGUACCAAAAAUGAAAAAGUAAGAAGUUCAAACUGAAUGCAGCUGAAUAAGUUUAUUAGAAAUGAACUUUUUGAACUGUCAGCUUUCUUUUACUUAUCAAUUGCUAUUAAUACAGAAAACUGUGUUCAUAUAUUUUAUAUAUUACUUGGUUAGAAAGGAACCAAGAUCAGGACAGCUACUCAGCAUGUGUACAAUUAAAUAAAUUGAUAGUAAUGAAAAAGGCCUUGGGACAUUCAAGUGGAAAACAUUAUGGUGAAAAGUGUAAAAAAGUGGUCAGAAAUAAAUUGAGAAAUGCUGGCUGAAUUGUUAAAAAGAUAUUGUUUAAACAUUUGCGAAGAAAAAUGUAAAUAAAUUAUGGUGUUUUUCAAUAGGA